Molecule: messenger RNA, 13407 nt
Organism: Gallus gallus (chicken)
Lineage: Eukaryota; Metazoa; Chordata; Aves; Galliformes; Phasianidae
Gene: CEMIP
Product: cell migration inducing hyaluronan binding protein
Exons: 29
Coding region: 1889-5971 (1360 amino acids)
Source: RefSeq, a predicted model, not a curated record
AGCCCAGCUGGGCUGGGGGCUGCCCUAAAGGCGGCGAUGGGAGCUCCGUGCCGCUGGGCUGGGGCUGCCCCUGCCGGGGGGUGGGUGCGGCUGCCGGCACCGACCGCUGCCCGCUGGGAGGGAGCUGCAGGCUGACCGCCCGCCUGUGCUCUGCUGGGUGCCGUGGUUUCCUCGUGGCUUUGGAGGUGGCUGCGUGCAAUCGGCCUUUCGUUCACUUUCUCCUUAGUUCCUCGGGGCUUUUUUAGCAUCCGAAGUUCUGUUCAUUCCAAGUCGUGCUUGACGCGGUGCUUUGUUCUCUUGCAAUGUCUGAGGAUUGCUCUGUAGGAAGGAUGCGAAGCGCUGCAGCCCUUAACGGUGCUCCUGACUUACCCGCUGCCGUCUGGUCCUGGCGGUCACAUCCUGCCGUUUCCCAGUAGCACAGGGUUAUGUUUCAGCGAUGAAUUACAGCCAUAAAUGUGCACUUUGCUAUAUAACCCCCCAGCGCGGCAGUAAGAUAUAUAACCGAUUUGCUUAAAACAUGCAAAUAAUCCCCUGGCCGGUAAGCCGCAACUACUUGAGGCUGAUAACUCCAAUCCUGAAAUCAAAUACAAAAUCUUUGAAGCUUCCCAACCGUGCUGGACCUGUAGGAAAUGGAACAUUUCAUCUGCUGCUCAGCAAUGAGUGCGAGCACUGCGGGCACAUUCCAGGGCUCAGGGCUGUGGCCUCCGGCAUUCAGCGGUAUGUCCUUAUGCUAAACCAUUAACUGCUCCAAGCACUGUGGGCAGGAUGCAAUUCAGCUUCGGGUUCCUCAUCACUUUUUCAUCAGUAGAGCUUUCAUGGAUGCUCCCCAGUCUCCAGCGAAGUCGCAGCCUACUGAUGUCGAAUUGAAUUGUUUUAUUUCUCAUUUCUCGGGGUGUGAAUCGAACCUUUGGGCUCAGCCUGGGUGGAGGAGUGCUGUGUGGGAGUAUGUAUAUAUUUGCUCUGAGCACCUCAAAUAUAAGCUCCAGGGAGCCCCGCAUCUCCCACAGCAGUACUAAUUGUCUGCAGGAGGAAGCCACAGCCUAACCCUGUUGCAUCAGGGCAAUGGCUUUGCUCAGCCGUUUAGCAUUAUAGAGAACGUUAUAAACAUUUUAGAGUGCAUAUACAGCAUUAUAGAAAACAUUAAUUAUAUACAAUCCCACUAUUGUACCUCAAAAUCUGUUCAUUGUGAAUCUAUUGAUUUGACCUGGGGAAGCACGCAGCGAGUUUGUCAAAGGGAUUCAACAAUUUGCAGUGCAUCCAAGGGAUGCUGCAGAACAUUGAUGGAAGUGUGUGUGUAUGUGGAUAUAGACCCACCAGGGUUCUUCACUGCUCGUCUUUAAUAGGUUUUGCUGUAUCUGUGGCUAUUUCAGAGCAUAGCCCGGGUCCCAGCAGCUCAUGGUGGGAUGUGGAGCAUGAAGAACUGCUGCACAGCCAAAGCACCCUGCCCGGGGCUGUGGGCCCACGCAGACCCAGCCCCUUCCUCCAUCCCAAUGCCAGCAGAAGUCCCCUAAGUCAGAACCUGGGCCAGAAGUCGCCAGAGAAGCAACUGUCCUGUGACGUGCUCCUCAAACUUGCCAGAUAUAUUUCAGCGGAUACCUUUGGACCUGGCUUGGCCUGGAACCUCUUUCGGUUGUACAACUGUGACCGAAACGCCAAGCUACCCAAAAUGUACUUCAGUCCCCUCAAGAUGGCGCGGCACAAGCUGAGGCCUUUCUUGCUGCACAGGAUGCUGCGGCUGCUGGGGAACGUGGGUGUGCUCACCGAGGGCCAGCAGCACAAGGUCUUCACUCUGCUCAAGGAGCACAUGCUGAAAGCAAGGAAGAUACCACCAAAGCCCAAAGCGGAGCACAGUGGUACCCAAGGUAUCUACCCUGAGGAACCGUGAAGAAUGGCUCCACCUACCUCCGCGUAUCUGGCUGAAAGCCUCGUUUUCUUUCUGUUUGUAGCCUCUUUUGUAAGCAUAGCAGAAGCAGCUGUGGCAUGUCCUGACAAGGAUCCUGAGCUAGAAAUAUGGAACCCAGGUCACAACCAAGGAAACCACAUCGAAAUCCGCAAUGGCAGGAAGCUCCUUCUCUCAUCUUCAGCGACCGUCCACUCAAUCCACAUCAUGGAUGGAGGAAAACUGAUCAUUAAAGACGACGUGCAGCCUAUCAUUUUGCGUACUAGAUAUAUACUCAUUGAAAAUGAUGGAGAGCUACGGAUCGGCAGCGAGAUGUGCCCUUACCAAGGCAAUGUGGUUAUCAUCUUAUAUGGGAGAGCGGAUGACGGCAGUGAGGCCAAUCCCUACUUUGGGCGGAAGUAUAUUGGAGUGAGUGAGGGUGGCACUCUUGAGAUCCAUGGCAAGAAAAAGCUGUCCUGGACUUUCUUAAACAAGACUCUUCAUCCUGGUGGCAUGGAAGAAGGCGGAUAUUACUUUGAAAGGAGCUGGGGCCAUCGGGGUGUCAUUGUCCAUGUGAUUGACCCAAAGAUGGGGGCAGUUGUCCAUUCAGACCGGUUUGAUACCUACCGAGCAAAAGAGGAAAGCAAACGUCUUGCCCAGUAUUUGGACAGAGUUGCGAAUGGCAUGAUCCUGUCAGUAGCAGUGAACGAUGAGGGAUCUAGAAACUUGGACGACUCGGCCAGGAAAGCAAUGACCAAACUGGGCAGCAAGCAUUUCCUCCACCUUGGGUUUAGGCAUCCAUGGAGUUUUAUUACCGUUAAAGGAAAUCCCUCCUCUUCUGUUGAAGACCACAUUGAAUAUCACGGUCACAAAGGGUCAGCUGUGGCCAAAGUAUUCAAACUAUUCAAAGCUGAGAAUGGAGAACUCUUUAAUGUCUCUUCGACUAGUGAGUGGGUUCAAGAUGUAGAAUGGACAGAGUGGUUUGAGAAGCCCGAGAAAGCAAGAUCUAAAGACAUGGAGAAGCUUUCUGACUUCAAAGCUGCUCACCCUGAUAAAAUCUGUAGGCAGCCCAUUGACAUCCAGGCAGAGACCCUCGAUGGAACUAUUUUAACCACUGAGGUUUUCUACAAGAAUGGCCAAGACUAUCAGUUUCUGUGCCACGGCAAGGACCAGACAGGUGAAGGUUGCCGGAACUACAGAGUGCGGUUCCUGUGCGGCAGCUCCGUGAAACCAAAGCUUACGGUAACCAUUGACACCAACGUGAACAGCACAGUGCUGAAUCUGGUGGAUGAUGUGAGCUCAUGGGAGCCUGGAGACAGGAUUGUGGUUGCAAGCACUGACUACUCCAUGUACCAGGCGGAGGAGUUCCAAGUACUGCCAUGCCCAUCUUGCAGACCCACCCAGGUCAAGGUUGCAGGGAAAGCAGCAUACCUCCACGUUGGCGAAGUCAUUGAUGGCGUCGACAUGCGGGCAGAAGUGGGGCUGCUGAGCAGGAACGUUGUGAUCAUGGGCGAGAUGGAGGGGCAGUGCUACGAGUACAGCAGCAAGUUGUGCUCCUUCUUUGAUUUCGACACCUUUGGGGGACACAUCAAGAUCGGUCUUGAUUUUAAGGCUACCCAUCUUGAAGGUCUCGAACUGAAAUAUAUGGGCCAGCAGACAAUGGGGCAUUACCCAAUUCACUUCCACAUGGCUGGAGAUGUGGACGAGAAAGGAGGCUACAACCCUCCGACAUAUGUGAAGGAUGUCUCCAUCCACCACACCUUCUCCCGCUGUGUCACAAUCCACGGAUCCAAUGGUUUGCUGGUGAAGGAUGUUGUGGGUUAUGAUGCACUGGGCCAUUGUUUCUUUACGGAGGAUGGACCAGAAGAGCGCAAUACAUUUGAUCACUGCCUUGGACUGCUUGUUAAACCCAGCACUCUGCUCCCUUCUGACCGAGACAGCAGGAUGUGCAAGCUGAUCACAGAGGGUGCUUACCCAGGGUACAUCCCUAAACCCAGGCAAGACUGUAGCGCUGUAUCCACCUUUUGGAUAGCCAACCCGCACAACAACCUCAUAAACUGUGCAGCUGCGGGGUCUGAAGAAACAGGCUUUUGGUUUGUUCUGCACCACGUGCCAACGGGGCCCUCGGCAGGCAUGUAUUCCCCCGGCUACUCGGAGCACAUGCCGAUGGGGAGAUUUUCCAACAACCGCGCACAUUCCAACUACCGAGCUGGAAUGAUCAUCGAUAACGGCGUUAAAACCACUCCUGCCUCAGCCAAGGACAAAAGGCCCAUUCUGACACUGAUUUCUGGGAGAUACGGCCCACACAAAGACGCUGAUCCUUUGAAGCCCAGGGAACCUGCAAUAAUUGAGCGCUUUAUUGCCUACAAGAACCAGGAUCAUGGGGCCUGGCUGCGGGGCGGAGAUGUGUGGCUGGACAACUGCCAAUUUGCAGACAACGGCAUUGGGCUGACUCUGGCAAGUGGUGGGACCUUCCCUCACGAUGAUGGGUCAAAGCAAGAAAUCAAGAACAGCUUGUUUGUUGGUGAGAGUGGAAACCUGGGCACCGAGAUGAUGGACAAUGAGAUCUGGGGACCUGGCGGCCUGGAUCACAGAGGCAGGACCCUGCCCAUCAGCCCGAAUUUUCCCAUUCGAGGGAUUCAGUUCUACGAUGGCCCAAUCAAUGUCCAGAACUGCACCUUCCGCAAAUUUGCUGCCCUGGACGGCCGGCACACGAGUGCCUUGGCCUUCAGGCUCAACAACGCCUGGCAGAGCUGCCCCAACAACAACGUCACUGACAUUCAUUUUGAAGACGUCCCCAUUACCUCAAGGGUCUUCUUCGGAGAACCUGGGCCCUGGUUCAAUGACCUGGAUAUGGAUGGUGAUAAAACAUCUGUUUUUCAUGAUGUGGAUGGUUCUGUGUCUGAGUAUCCAGGCUCAUACCUGAUAAAAGAAGAUAACUGGUUAAUCAAACACCCAGACUGCAUCGAUGUGCCUGACUGGAGAGGUUCUAUCUGCAGUGGACACUAUGCGCAGAUAUACAUCCAAGCCUACAAGCCAGCCAACCUCAAAAUGAAAAUAAUAAAAAAUGACUACCACAAUCAUCCACUCUACUUGGAAGGGGCUUUGAGCAAAAGCACUCAUUACCAGCAAUAUCAGCCAGUUAUAACUCUGAGGAAAGGCUACACCAUUCACUGGGACAAGACAGCCCCUGAAGAGCUGACCAUAUGGCUCAUCAACUUCAACAAGAACGACUGGAUCCAAGUAGGGUUUUGUUAUCCUAAAGGGACGACAUUUUCCAUACUCUCAGACAUCCACAAUCGUCUCUUGAAGAAAACGAUCAAAACUGGAACCUUCUAUAGAGUAUCUCAAAUGGAGAAACUGGAGUACAGAUAUCCUAGCAAAGGAUACUACUACUGGGAUGAGGACACUGGGCUGCUGUUUCUGAAACUUAAAGCUCAAAAUGAGAAGGAGAAAUUUGCUUUCUGCUCCGUCAAAGGCUGUGAACGAAUUAGGAUCAAAGCUAUGAUUCCAAAGACUGCUGGUGUCAGUGACUGUCAAGCCACGGCUUAUCCCAAGUACAUCGAGACACCCGUAGUAGAAGUGCCAAUGCCUAAGAAGCUAUCUAGUGUGCAGCUGAAAACGAAGGAUCACCUACUAGAAGUGAAGAUAGAAACUUAUAAGAAACAAUACUUCCACCUGAAGGAUGACUAUGCAUACAUCGAGGUUGAUGGCAUACGGUAUUUCCUCACCGAAGAGGGUAUUCAGCUGAUAGUGAUCGAUGGACAUCACGGGAAAGUAGUUGAUCGAGUAACGUUCAAAAACUCAAUUCUACAAGGAAUCCCAGCGCAGAUAGAAAACUAUGUCAACAACAUCAAAAAUCACUCUAUAGUGCUGGUGACAUCUAAAGGAAGAUUCAUUUCAAGAGGACCAUGGACUAAAGUACUGGAGAAACUCGGAGCAGAAAAAGGUUUUAGUUUAAAAGAAAAAAUGGCUUUUGUUGGGUUCAAAGGCAGCUUCCGUCCCGUCUGGGUGAAGCUGGUCACUAAUGAGGACUCAGCUAAAAUCUACCAAGCACUUCCAAUUCCUGUGGUGAAGAAAAUGAAGUUAUGAGGACACAAAGCUUUGCCUUCUGGCUGCCCGCACUGCCCCACUGGGAUGGACUACUGACUGUUUGUGACAGGCACAUUACAGUGUGCUCCAGAAGUGUAGCAUUUUGUUGUUGUUGUUGUUCAAAAAAGAAAUCUUACUGUAAGUAGCUAAAGUGGCCACAUGUGAUGGAAACGCAUUCCUCUGUGAUCAGCGCGUGUUCUGUGAUUGUCGGCACUUCGCCAGUUGAUUUCCAUUGAUGUUGACGCUCGUGUCACUGAGCAAGGUUUGACCUGAUUUGCAAGCUGCUGGUUUUAUGGUUUUUUCAACAUGCCUACGGCAUGUUGUCUCUGGAAAGGUGAGCUCUAGGGCUAAAGGCCACUGAGGAUUGUUGUUUGUACCAGCCUAACUUGUCUAAACGCUUUUCUUUCCCCCUGGAGUAACCAGCCAAGUCAAAGCCUGGAUGAAAAUCUAAGGUAGAAAGUGUGGAUUUGAACGACUACUUAGAUGCUAGGAAAUAUAACUGGACAACAAGACUACCUUACAUUUUCUGUGACAACUGAUCAAGCUCUUUGGGAUCUGUGUUGUACAUACAUUGGGGAAGAGAGGGGAGAGGAGCGAAGCAAGCAUACAGGAAGAGACUGAUGCGAGCACAACUUUCUGCUUGCUCAGAAAACUGUGGUUCUCUUGCAGCUUCAGGUCUUUUAAUGGUGGUUUCUCAAAUGGGAGGUUUUCCUUCAACAAGCAGCCGUAGUCUAGAAGGAAAGACCUGUCAAUCAGCACCAGCACUUCCAGCCCUUUGUCCGACCAUGUAUAAAUUCAGGGCCAAUCUAGAAGGUGUAUGGUAGACAGACAAAAAAGGCAUCCUGUUCAAGAUUUCCAGUUCUCAGCUGGGAAUACCGAGACUUGAAUUUCUCAGCCACAGAUGGGUUGAGCAGCACUUAGCUUUCCAGAUCAGGUCAGUCUGUUGGGUAUUGCUUUCCAGCCAAUUCCUUGGCCUUUGGGUCAUGAGUAUCUUGACCUGCUGGAAUUGUUAUGUGAAAUGUGAGUGGAAGGUGGCAGAGGUAGAAGUCUCUGAGGUCUUACCAGAUAGCUGAAGAAUUAGAUUGGGAAUCCCCAUAUGCUGGUUGGACGUUGUGUGCCUGCUUCCCCCUUCCUUCAGAGCAUUAGGCUGGUAAUGAAGGCCUAUCAGUGAGUCAGGACUCCUGCACAGACACCUCCCGAAGAUGGGAAAUUAAGCAUUGUCUCGUAAAAUAUUUUAAGCACUUCCAAUGUUCAGUGAUGUUUCUGUUUGUUGCUCAGAAAUGCCAUGAAGGCAUAGGCAGAGGCUGUGGCUGUUAUAAGGAGGUUUAAGAGAGAGGUUUUAAAAGUAAAUAUGAAAGUUAAUUUUACCAAUAUCCGGGUUUGUUUCCCCUCUUUGUCUCUCCCUGCCCACGUUACUACAGAAAUUAUUCCGACUGCUGAUAAUUACUCCAUUAAUUAUUAUUCAAUUAAUUGGAUCUCCAGCACCUAAAUUGCUUUUUUUUCCCCCACAGUAUCCAAAAUGCUGUCUUUUAGCUGGAACGAAAGAGCAGCGAUGCUGCAGGUCACCCCACAACUGGGCUGACGCUUAACUCUGUCAGCCCUAUCCCUACUUUUUAGAUCAAUAUCUCUGAAAGGAAGUCAGAUAGCACUGUGGGCUAUAUUUCCUUCCAGCCUCUCCUGGGUUUUGAAACUGGAAAUGUUCUUUUCAAUCUUACAUCUGAGCUUUCCCCUUUCCCUCCCUUGCUUCUCAGCAAGAGCCUGUUAAUGAAACAGCAGCGCAGUCAUUUUUGGGUUUGAGGCAUUUGCGCUGUUUCCGGAAUGAAUGAGCAAGUUAGUUAGAUGGUGGUGUUGGCUGUUUUUUCCCCAGUGUCUUACAAUGGUCUGGGGAAUCUCACCCUCAAAGCACAAACUCUUCUUUGAAAAGGUCCCUUUAUAGUUCAGCCAUGGUGAGCCAAACAUCGCUUACCUGAUGUUCUCUGAUAAGAGUCUCUGAUAGAAACAGAGUCAGAUCCCCUGAAGUCGAGAAAUACACUGAAAAAGAAUCACUGAAUGUGUCAGGCAGGUUUAUCUACACAUCUUUGUUCCUAUAAUUGCACCUGUACCAGUGGAGUGCACGUGCUUCCACGAGAUGGACCAAAGCGUGAGCGUUUCUUUCAUGAGCACUUGACACGGGCAGGAAAGCGAGGUUCAGAAUGUACUUGGUUUGGGAUCUGGUUUUCCACACCCCACUCUGUGAAGCACUGCUUCCCUGGCUGGCUGGAGACUCCCUCUCUGUACGUGUGCAGAUGCCCAAAGGACCGUGCCCUAGGCUGGUUUCCUCAGCUACUACGAGAGCAGUACAUUUGUGCUAGAGUUGUAGCUUCUGAUUUUACAAUUUUUGGAAUUCUCAGGGUGAAAUCACAAGACUUGGCUCUAGGAAAACUUCUUUCUAAGAAAAUCUUGUCUUAUUAAGAGACGAACACUUGUAAGAAGUAGCUCAAUCUGUCACGCAAAGCUUGUCAUGUGGGGCCCGUUUGGAGCUAGGGCUGGGUCUCAUGCUGUGAAUACUUAGGACAGGAUCACUGCAGUCUGUAAGCCUGAGGGAUAAUGGAGCAUCAUAGCAGUGUACCGGGGCAGACACUCCUGUGAAAUGCAAAGGGCUCCCACUGACGCGAAUCGGAUGAAGUCAGUGGGUUACUCUGAAGUCACAGCUUAGCCUGAUGCCAUCACUGGUCAGCAAUAGUUUUGUGCCAUAUGAUUCCUUUUUAAUCUUCGACUGUUGUAGAAAUUGCACGUGAACAUUUUGACUAGUGAAUUAACUGGCUGCUUGUACUUUGUACGUCCUUUUAACAGACCCCCUCACCGGCUGCCAUGAUCCUCUUUAUAAGGUUUUAUUACUGCAGAUGUUCCCAUCUCUGCCUACCCAGUUGCCAUUGUCAGAGUGAUUUUUUUGAUUGGGUUUUUGUUCGUUCAGAUGUUUGUUUGUUUGGAUGUCUGGGUUUUUUUUGUUUUAGCAUUCUGUUCAAAUGCUUGUUUUACCUGUCGCCGAAAUAGCUGGUCCUUUUUCGGGUUAGAUGUAUAGUGUUUUGUACAUUUUCUUAGAGACUUUCCAAUGAAAAAGAUCUAUUUUCUAUUUAUUUAUUACAAUGGCACUAAGACAACUAAAUUGCAGACAUAAGAAGCACCCUUACUGGAGUUUAGCAUUGGCUAGGUUGUUAAGGAGGUCAGCAGUAUGGCUUUUCUGAUAAUCUGCUUUGCACUUGAAAGCUCUCUAUGUCCGCAGAAUGUGGUAAUGCAUUGACUGUCUGUUUUGUGGUGACAAGAGCUGUCGGGACAUUUGUUCCAAAAGACUGUGGCUUACAACUGAAAUAACAUGUAGUUAUUUGGAGUACACAACAUUUAUCAAAAUAAAUAUUCAAUGCAAGUUUCUCAUUUUACUUUGUUGUCUUGCCUCUUCAGUGUACAUCUAUAAUGAUGAGCUGGCAUUUACUGGAAGAGCACCUUCUGCAGCCAGCUGCAUUCAGACCAUUGCACCCAGGGUCUCAGCUGUGCUCAUAGCAGCUUGCUUUCCUAAGGAGAUAAUGCAGUGUCGCUAGGUCUGAAGUAGAGACCAGCCCAGGACUUGUUACAUCAUCUGAGAGAGAGAAAUACACUGCCCCUUGGUUACAGCCAAAGACAAAACCAAAUGACUUCAGUUUGCCACGUGAGGGCUUAGGGAGGUCCUGGUGUCCUCUCAGCCCCAUAUUUCCCCCUUGUGUUUCUGGCACCCCCGUUGUUGCUGGAGGACAGGUGAUACUGCAGGGUAUGAAGGGCACCGAGAGGAACCUGGCUGCAGUGGCAGCAGAGUUGUCACACCACAAGGCAAUGAGGAGGCUGCUGGUAGAAAGCAGCAGUAGAACAAGAGCAGCUGAGUCACUGCAUAUUUCCAUGGGGGUGGGUGAUAUACAAUACAGAUAGAAAGGUGUGUUUGCAUAUCAAGGUGUGUAUAUGCGUGUGCGUAUAAAAGCUAUGUGUGCAUGUCUGUCUCAAUAUAGGUGCGUAUGAAUAAGCUAUGCAUGUCAGAAUGUACAUAAAUGUGUUUUUAUACAGCAUAUGUGUGUGUACAUGUGUAUAUGAGAUAGGCAUACAUGUCUGGGUGAGCAGUAACAUCUGGGUACAGACGGUAACACAGCUGAGCCUAUCUAAGAUGAAGUCAUGCAGCAGUCACGUGAGAAAAGAUGCAUGGGACUGCGCAGUAAUCCUUGAUCUGAGAUGGUGAUGAGACAUAGCAAUGUGGCAGGGGGAGAAAAGAUCGGAAUGAAGAGGGAGAGACAUAGCUUGCCUGCAGUUAGGGAAUUGUAGCAGAAAAGCUAAGCCACUGCUUGGAACAGUGAUUGAGCACAUGAGGAGAAGACAGGGGACCUCACAUGCACGCAGUGAAAAGAAACUCAGUGACUGGAAGGGCAGGAUGCACACACAUGCCACCUGUGUUGGGCCCCCCCAUCCUCAUGAGCAGUCUGGCUGCAACCCCAUCCUCCUCUGAAUUCGGUUUAAGGCUCUCUGAAUGAGCCUUAAUGUUCCAGAAUCCAACAGCAAAAUCUGUAUGAAUCAAAGAUUAUAGCACCAGUGAAACAUCCAUGUAUAAAAGCAGAGGCAGCUCCACAGUUCUUUGUAUUGCUGCUAUGUGCAUGCCCUGCAAUCAAGGACAACUGUGAAAAAGGUAAACACUCGUUAAAAAUAAAAUUUAAAUGAAUUAGAAAGGCUAAGGUAACAGUGGCCAAACAUUGAAGAGAAAUAGGCUGCUCCUUGUCUUAAUGGAAUGUUAUUUUAUGAUUUCCUUUUUGAAGAAGAAUUUUAAAGUUUAGUACCAGAGAUCUUUUUGAAACCAAAGCUGAUGUGGCAUCAGUGAAAACCAGAGCAGCUAAGUGUGUCAUAAGUGGUAAUAAUGGUAUUUCACAAAUAUGUCCUUCACCUAGAAGGAGAGAACAGUGCUGGAGACAAACUGACAGAGAAUCUUUCCUGUUAGAAAAGAUGCAGAAGAUGACCAUGUAGCAGAUAGAGAUAAAAGCCUGCUAACAGAUACAGUUUCACAGUAAUACUAUGACACUGAGAUUUUUUUUACAUGUACAUCUUAGCCAUGUAGUAAUGACCACAAAUGGAAUUCUCACCUUUCCAGAAAGCAGCAUUUACAAUGCUUGAAUAUCCUAAAUAAUAACCUUUAGUCACUGCUGAGGGAGUUCUGUUCCAUAUUCAAGCACUAGCAUUCACUUGUCACACAGGCUAGCUGGGUCUUCUAGCUAACGUAAACCACCAGCUCGCUUACUCCCUUUGCUCCAUAAAGUUAUGUCUCCAGGAAUAGGGAAUGCACUUGUUCUCUUAUAGCUAGAAAUAUGAAUUAGCAAAAUAAAUAUAUUCAGUAGAACAGCUGAGGCACACAGUAUACAUUACACUUAUUUUGAAAAUGAAAUCAGAUGCUUAUUUCACUAUUUUAAUCAAUAAAAAUCAACUGGAAAAUUUUCACUAAGUAUGACAUUUUCUGUAGUAUCAUUGCCUAUCUUCUUCUGAGAAUGGCAGCUGGGUUAAAUCAUAGAAUCACCAAGGUUGGAAAAGACCCACAGGAUCAUCCAGUGCAACCAUUUGCCCUUCACCAGUGGUUCUCACUAAACCAUGUCCCACAACACAACAUCCAAAUGCUCUUUAACCACCACCAGGCUUGGUGACUCCACCACCUCUCUGGGCAGCCCAUUCCAGUGCCUGACCACCCUUUCUGAGAAGUAGUAGUAUUUCCUAACGUCCAGCCUGAAUCUUCCCUGGUGCAGCUUGAAGCCAUUCCCUCCAGUCCUAUCACUAGUCACCCCAGAGGAGAGGCCGACCCCCAGCUCACUACAACCUCUUUUCCGGUCAUUAUAGAGAGCAAUAAGGUCUCCCCUGAGCCUCCUCUUCUCUAAACUGAACAAUCCCAGCUCCUUCAGCUGCUCCGCAUAAGGCCUGUGCUCCAGCCUCCUCACCAGCUUUGUUGCCCUCCUCUGGACACAUCUGGACAGGACCUAGAUGUCUUUCUCACAGUGAAGGGCCCAAAACUGGACACAGUACUUGAGGUGCAGCCUCACCAGUACUGAGUACAGGGGAUAAUUACUUCCCUGUUCCUGCUGGCCACACUAUUUCCGAUACAAGCCAGGAUGCCAUUGGCCUUCUUGGCCCCCUGGGCACACUGCUGGCUCAUGUUCAGUCUAGCAUCAAUCAAAACCCCCAGGUCCAUUUCCUCUACACAGUCUUCCAGUCACUCUGCCCCACGCCUGUAGCGUUGCCUGGGGUUAUUGUGGCCAAAGUGCAUGACCCAGCCUUUGGUCUUGUUGAAUCCCAUCCCAUUGGCUUCAGCCAAGCUAUCCAGCCUAUCCAGAUCCCUCUGUAGGGCCUUGCUACCCUCAGGCAGAUCAACACUUCCAGCCAGCUUGGUGUCAUCUGCAAACUUACUGAGGGUACACUCAAUGCCCUCAUCCAGGUCAUCAAUAGAGAUAUUAAAGAGGACAGGCCCCAGCACCGACCCCUGGGGAACACCACUCAUGACCGGUUGCCAGCUGGAUUUAACUCCAUUCACCACCACUCUCUGGGCCCGGCUCUCCAGCCAGUUCCUUACCCAGCCAAGAGUGUAUCUGUCCAAGCCAUGGACUGCCAGCUUCUGCAGGUGAAUACUGUGGGAGACAGUGUCAAAGGCUUUGCUGAAGUCUAGGUAGACUACAUCAACAGCCUUUCCCCUCAUCCACCAGACGGGUCACUAGAUCAUAGAAAGAAAUCAGGUUGAUCAUACAUGUUGUUAUUACCAAGAUAACCCAGCAAAUCUAGUUAUGGCAUUAGAACAGAGAAAUAAUUUAAAUGGAGUAGAGAAAGGCAGAAGUUAAACUGUUCUGAAAGCAGGCGUUUUUCCCACAUACCUCUGUAUAGAGCUUAGGUAAGGAGGCAAGAACAAGAAGUUAUUAUCUCCUACUAAACAAAAUUACCUCCAAGAAGCUCACAGAUUAAAUAUGUAUAUUUAUAUAUUGUGUUUUGGUCUCUUCAAACAAUACAAUAUACCAUGACUUAUAUAACUCUGCACUGGUUCAAGUGCCACAGUCCUAAAGACUUUCAGAAGGGGGGAAAAAAAGGCAAACAAGUCAUUUUUUUAAUUAAAAAAAAGUGGCACAAAACAUGACUUCAUUUUACAUAUGCAAAUUAAUUACUCAGAAACAAACAACUGGUCAACAGGUGGGCUGAAUUUUAGCAAAGCUGCCCCCAGCCUAUUAACCACAAAGGGAAGAGACUCAGCCAGCUGUAAACAUAGUUUUACCACCGACUACAACAAACAGCUUCUCAGAAGUUGGCCUAUAGUUACCAUCUAGUGAUCAACCCUUCUCCUUAGCUUUGAUUUUCUAUUAUUUGUAUACCACCUUGCAUUACUUAAAUACUUAGCUCAGUAAAAACCCAGUUUGACCAGAAGAAAA